Mya arenaria is the source of this 2658-nucleotide messenger RNA. RefSeq lists its product as uncharacterized. NCBI's taxonomy places the organism in Eukaryota, Metazoa, Mollusca, Bivalvia, Myida, Myidae. The transcript has a single exon. Gene Ontology annotation, molecular function: zinc ion binding. Bases 1 to 1782 code for a protein of 593 amino acids. The record is from RefSeq and is a predicted model, not a curated record.
AUGGCGUCUUCUAAAGAAAUGUGCGAGACAUGUCUGUUUGAUACAAAAAAUAACGAAGCGACGUUAUUUUGUGUGGAUUGCAAUGAACCACUUUGUGAUGGUUGUGGGGCCGUCCAUCGAAAGCAGCGCCUAAGUCGUCACCACAAACUGUUUGACAUCGGCAAUGCACCACCAACUGAAGUGCUGGCUACACUCAGGGCGCUGACGGCCUGCCCAAACCACCUGGCAGAGGAAGUGGAGUAUGUGUGUCGCGAGCACGACCAGUUAUGCUGCAGCAAGUGUGCAAACACUGUCCACCGCAAGUGUGACCAGUUAGAAACAAUUGCAGACCUUAUGGAUAAACCGAACGCCAACGAUACUAAACCCAUUGUUGAACUCGGAAAGUUUAAAGACUUCGCAAAGGAAAUGAAAGAUCACGAGAGUAAGCAUAAAGCAGCAAUCGAAGAGUCUGUUACAGAGACUAAUACAAUACUCCAGCAAACACAGGCAAAACUUAAGGAGGCAUUGGAAGGGCUGAACGCCAGGAUAAACCGUGAAAAGGAACUACAGAAAGUUAAACUGAUAAAGCAUUCCGAAAAACAGGACCUCGCUAUACAGAUCUUUGAAAGAAAAGUCGAAGAAGAAAAAGAAAAGAUGGAAUCGGUUUCAAAACACGGCCAACCCGUUCAUUGCUUUCUGUUAGGCAGGGAAAUGAAGAAAUCCACCUUGGUCGCACUGAAAAAGAGCGCGUCUGAAAUAAAAGAAAGCGCGAGUCAGCAUGUGCUUGUUUGCACACAUUCUAAAUCUUUUGAUGACCUUGAAAGACAGAUUGGCUUGUGUUUAGAGAUGGGUGUGAACGCACUACCGGUGUGUCAAGUCGGCAUUCCAUACGUGCCCAACACAUUAUCACAGGAUCCAAUCCAAAUUGGUACGAUAGAAUUGCGUGCAGCUAAAAAACAUGAUUCCCAAAAUGACGGUUUUAGAAGAGCUAGCGCUAUCAGACUACAGAAGAGAAUGACUCCACAAGCAGACAAAAUACCCGGGCAGUGUUCCCUUGUAUGGAUAUAUGGAUUUUUGAUUUUAUUGGAUGAACGACUGAGUGAAAUACCUGUCGUAACCUGGCCUGAAAAGCGCAUUUAUUGUAAACAAAUAGGUGAUAUAAUCCCAGAGUUUUAUACCAAUAAUGCUACUGAGGAAUGUUGCAUUUCUGAUCUUAAUGGAGCAGACUUUACCUACUGUAAUUCGCGAUUCAAAAAAGUGUUUGUAAUGAACGCAACAGAAACCAACGUAGUCGUUCAAAAGCAAAUACAAAUGCAGGACACAGUCAAUCUGCUAUGUAAAGAUAAGGACAGUGGGUGCAUCGUUGCGCUUUCCAAGCGGCGUUCCACUCUCAUGCUUUUGUCCACAGACGGGAAACUGGUAGGCGAGUUACCGGCGGGCCAUUCACUAAACACAUAUAUAAACGACGCAGGCAGCAUGGCAUAUGCCAACGGAAUGGUGUAUCUUACAUGUACUACCCAAAACCAAGUCGUCUGCUUCAGCAUCAACGGCUCUUUAAGGUUCACAUACACGCACCAGAAUUUACACCGUCCUGGAGCUGCCGUGGUUGGGCCAAAUAAUACGUUGUUUGUUGCCAGCAGGGGCGGAAACGCCAUUCAUGUCGUUGAUGCAGACGGGAAGCAAGUUAAACAACUCCUGCAUGGAAAGAUAGAAGCACCGUGUGCAUUGGCAUUUGACAAUCGCAUGGAACAAAUGGCUGUUUUGCAAGAAAAUGAUGUCAUCAAAAUGUUCAAGUUCCAAUAGAUUGUAAAAUAUACGAUACGUUUACCACAUGACCAUGUUCUGUAAAUAAUAGAGUUCUAGUACUGCGUUUUGAUCCGGGAAGUUGUAUUCGACCUUAGUGUUUUCGGAAGGCGCUAGCCGAGUGAAAUUAAAAUCUGCAAAAAUCAACCGGAGUCAAAUUCAACAUUUAAUUCCGAAUCAAAACACAAUGCUAAUAACCUUCUUUUCUUUUUGGACUCCUAAAUGGUGAUCUUUUUUUCUUAAAUCACAUACUAAUUAUAAACAUGACAACUAUUUGACAUUGAAAUCAUGACAUACAGUUAACUAUUUCAUCUUUAAAUAUUGCAUAUGUAUGAGACAACUAUUACUAAUUUUUAAACAAAAUAUUCGUAGACGAUUUUUAAUUUCACAAUUAUUUUUUUAGAAGAGGACAAUGAAUACCUUUAUUUUUAUAAUAGUGUUUGAAUAAUUAUAAGGUCAGCAUUUAUUAAUGCACAUAAGUUAAUACGUUGAACUAUUUGAGACAGAAUAGGGUUGAUUAUGUUAUACUCUUGAUAAUCAAUUUUAUAUCCAAUUAUAAGUUUUUCGAGGCAAUUAAUCAGUUUAUGUAUAUUACAAUGUUUGAAGCUGUCAUUUAUUUUCGACCAAAAAUGAGAAAAAUACGAGCAAUUUAUAAGAAAGUGGUCUUAGUCUUCUAUACUAGGUUAUAGUGAUUACAAAGAAGACUUGCUGAGAUAUUCCAGGGGAAUAGGUUUAGAUUUGUGGCCAUGAUGUUAUGUAAUAGUUUUAACUUGAACUGUUUAUCUUUAUUUUUCUGGAAUCAUUCUAUUUAAAUUGAAAUAUUAUGGUCGUCAGUUGAUUGGUUUGUUGUAAGUUACCUGCCAGUAUUUAUGUAUA